UCGUUUGCAGUUAUAGUUGUUCGUAGACUGAAUGAUAUAUAGUAUGAUGGGUUUCCAUUAAAAUUUUUAGUAUGAAAUAAGUGUGCCAAGUUAAGUUUUUUAUAUUGAAAACAAAGUACAGUAAGCUACGAGAUGCCUCCGUUGUUUGUUCGCUAUUUAAAAUACGUUGUUGCAACGUUUUUAAUAAAAGGUGCAGUGUGUUGCGAUGAAGAGUAUAGGCUGGUGCGUCACCUCAUGACGAGGUACGAUGCCUCCGUCAGACCCGUGGAGAACUCCUCACAACCCCUCCUCGUCACGUUUGGAGUGUCACUGCAUCAUAUUAUAGAUGUGGAAGAAAAAGACCAGCUCCUCACGACAAAUUGUUGGAUCACACAGAUCUGGACAGACUAUCACCUGAGGUGGAACACCAGUGACUUUGACGGCAUCGGAGUCAUCAGAAUACCGUAUGAAAGGGUCUGGAGACCCGACAUCAUACUUUAUAACAAUGCGGACCCAAACUACCGGUCAGCGGUGAUCAACACCAACGUGAUAGUGAAACACACGGGAGAAGUCACGUGGCUGAGCCAUGGGAUCUACGUCUCUGUGUGUGACAUCAACGUCGAGCAGUUCCCCUUCGAUGUCCAGCUGUGUACCAUGAAGUGGGCGUCUUGGACUUACGAUGGGUUUCAGCUGGACUUAAAGAAACAAUUUGACGAAGGCGACACAACGAAUUACCAGACCAACGGGGAAUUUGACCUGGUGAGCUUCGAGGCUAUCCGACAUGACCAAUACUACUCCUGCUGUGUGGAACCCUACCCUGACAUCACAUACAUCAUCAAGUUGAGGAGAAGACCCAUGUUCUACGUGUUCAAUCUUAUUCUUCCUUGCCUCCUCAUCAAUGGAAUUGCACUUCUAGUGUUCUACGUGCCGUCGGAGUCAGGUGAAAAGGUGACCCUGGGCAUAAGUGCACUCCUAUCUAUGACCGUCUUCUUGAUGACUAUAAGGGACACAUUGCCGCCUACAGAGAAAACCCCACUUAUUAGUUUGUAUUAUGGAGUUAGUACGUGUUUAGUGUCAUUCUCGGCUUCCCUAUCAGUCGUCACGCUCAAUAUAUCUUACAGAGGAGUGAGAGGGCAGCCGGUGCCGGCGGUGCUGCGCGAGCUGGUGCUGCAGCGGCUCGCGCGCCUGCUCUUCAUCAACCUUGACACUGACGGUGCAAAGGGUGACGGCGGCACGGUGACAUCAGCUGGGAUGCAGGUGAACCCGCGCACUGGCUCCAGGCUCAAGGCGGAGGUGCGCUGCGAUGGAGCCCCACUCACACCCGCAUCACCGCGCUUCGCACGCCACAACCACAACCAUUUAGGUGGAACACAAGCAAAUAUGGCGCCUAUACCGACAGGUGGGACGGGCGGGGGUGCAGCGAACACGCCAGUAGAGACGGGCUGCGCGAACGCAUGUCCACGGUGCGCGUGUUGCGGUUGCACGUUGCGCGAGGCGGCGGCGCGCCACGAACAGCGAGUCGCUGCCAACGAACGAUUGGAACGUGCUAAUUUGGAGUGGAAACAGGUGGCAGUAGUAGCGGACAGAGCGCUCCUAGCAGUCUUCGUGCUCGUCACAGCAAUAUCCACAGCGGCCAUCUUGUUACCACAGCUGAACAACCUACACGUCGGCAACACGCCUCUCAAACCCCCCAUUUAGAGGCACUAUAGGAAACUAGGGUACAUGGAAAUAAAGUCUUUUGUCAACGAAUGUGUUAAAUGAAAUGUGCCAAACUUCAAUUGAGUCACGCACUGCUGUAGAUGAUAAAAUGUAAGUGAUUUAUAAAGGUUAUGUACCACACUGGUGGUUGUAAGGCCAAGGGAAAUAAGUAAACAUUGGUAAGUAAAUAGGGUUUAUUUUUUCAUUUGGUCGCUGAUGCGGAUAAGGGUGUCAAAUAAGAAUGUGAGUAAUAAAAUAAGUGAUAUUGACAACCCUAUUGUUAUAGGCGAUUGAUUGUCAUAGAGCUGAGUAAAUAGGUACUCUACUCGAUAUCUGUUACUAUUUCUUUUGAAGAUUUACGAAGGAAAUUACAUAAGGGAUAAUAUAUCUGUAGGUAACGGACCCUUACUGUUCCACUUUUAUUGUUGCUAAGAAUAAACCUUCAACUUUUUGCGUAGUUACUUUGAACCAAAUUUUUAGUACCUUCAAAGGUAACAUAUGUAAGUGUUUUUGAGACAAAAAUUGUUUUGGAACAAAUUAUUAUUCUUGUUGAAAAAUUAAAUAAAGUCAUUUAUAUUAAACUGAAGACAGCUGUUAGAGAAUCAGUAUUCAUUAUUUGGGAAUGCAAAUUACUUAAGUUAAAGUACAUUAAGCAAAAUAAUUUGGUAUGUAGCGCAUGAUUAUACUAGCAUUGUUGUACUAGGUAAACUAGGCUUCAAUAUUAAUUUACUUACCUGUGUACUAAAAGGUUUUGCAGACUACCCCUAUUUUGAAACCUAGAUUAUUCCAUUAGUUAAGGGGUCUUGUUGUUUCUCAUACCUAGAAGAAAGCCAGUGUCGGAAAGAGGUAAGGCUAAACAAAGGCUUUUCAAUACAAGACGCACGUUAUAAGCGAUGAAAAUAAAUUACAAAUGUUCGUCAAUUUAAAACAUUUCAAAUGUCUU
This is a messenger RNA of Spodoptera frugiperda (fall armyworm), 2620 nucleotides long. It is a transcript of the gene nAChRa5, whose product is annotated as neuronal acetylcholine receptor subunit alpha-10. The coding region runs from base 133 to 1677 and encodes 514 amino acids. Gene Ontology annotation, molecular function: transmembrane signaling receptor activity; acetylcholine-gated monoatomic cation-selective channel activity. The record is from RefSeq and is a predicted model, not a curated record. The transcript is spliced from 11 exons. Gene Ontology annotation, cellular component: postsynaptic membrane; neuron projection; synapse. Gene Ontology annotation, biological process: nervous system process; regulation of membrane potential; signal transduction. NCBI's taxonomy places the organism in Eukaryota, Metazoa, Arthropoda, Insecta, Lepidoptera, Noctuidae.